AUGGUGAAUAGUACUGGCGCUUCUUGUGUCUCUCGACCCCUUGAAGAGGUCUAUCAGAAAAAAACACAGCUAGAACAUAUUUUAUUACGCCCAGACACAUAUAUUGGGUCUGUUGAGAAAACCCCGCAAAAUCUUUGGAUAUUAGAAGAUAUGUCUCGGGUGGCCUUUAAAUGUGUAAACAUCAUUCCUGGAUUGUACAAGAUAUUUGAUGAGAUCCUGAUAAGAGAUCCGACCAUGGACACGAUUAAAGUUGACAUUGAUCCCGGUUCAUCAAAGAUUAGU
Messenger RNA from Mitosporidium daphniae, 282 nucleotides. RefSeq names its product DNA topoisomerase 2. Gene Ontology annotation, cellular component: nucleus. The annotation marks the transcript as partial. The transcript has 2 exons. Lineage: Eukaryota; Fungi; Microsporidia. The record is from RefSeq and is a predicted model, not a curated record. Gene Ontology annotation, biological process: sister chromatid segregation; resolution of meiotic recombination intermediates.